CUGGCGCCUCUUGUGGGAUUCCAAGCAACUUCCUGGCCUUGUCACUGAGAACUUAUUUUUGUUUGAGUAUUUUUAUCAGUGAUAAGGUGUAAAUCCUGUUUUUUUCUGGGAAAAUAGUGCGCAAAAACCGUAAGAAUGAUAGCUGGAGGACACGGUGAUCCAAAUCCUAAUACGUCCUGGCUGGAUUCUCGUGGGAUGUGGUUGGCUUAUAUUCUUGGUGUCUUGGCUUUUCAUGUGAUUCUCCUGGCCAUUCCUUUUGUCACAAUUCCCAUGGCCUGGACCAUCACAAACCUCCUUCAUAACCUGGCUCAUCUGUACUUCCUGCACUCCAUCAAAGGGGCUCCCUGGAUGAGUACAGAUACGGACAGUUGCAGUCAAUUGACCCAUUGGGAGCAGAUUAACGAUGGAGAGCAAUUUACAGCAACCAGGAAAUUUCUCACAGCUCUGCCCAUUAUUCUAUUCCUCCUGACCUGCAUGUACACCAGGAAUGACAAUGAUCAUUUUGUGGCAAACUUUUUGUCACUCAUCGUGGUUCUUCUGCCAAAAAUGCCCCAAUUCCAUGGUGUCCGGUUAUUUGGAAUCAACAAGUACUAAGUUAACCAAUUUGCGAAUCGUUACUUAAUUAUUAUAUAAAAUUCUGUUAUCUCAUAACGACAAAAAUCUGUUAUCAUCCUUUUAUUAUUUCAUGGGAAUAGGAAAGUUUGAUACCCAGGAAUGUGGUGAAAAAAAAAAUAAAAGAGAUAAGUUUUACUUCAAUAGAAGGUUGUGCUGGAAAAAUUAAGAGGAAUUUAUUUAGGAAGAGUCUACGGCUCUAAGGAGAAAAAAAUCGUGAUAUUAGAUUGAUUUUUUUUUUUAAUUUUAUCUACACAGAAAAGUGGUUAUAAUAUAAGUCCAUGAAAAUUCCCAUGAGAUCCUUCUGGCAUCCAAGGAAAAAUUAAACUGACUGAAAAAUUGUU
Molecule: messenger RNA, 956 nt
Organism: Phlebotomus papatasi
Lineage: Eukaryota; Metazoa; Arthropoda; Insecta; Diptera; Psychodidae
Gene: ORMDL
Product: ORM1-like protein
Exons: 3
Coding region: 136-594 (152 amino acids)
Biological process (GO): negative regulation of ceramide biosynthetic process; ceramide metabolic process; intracellular sphingolipid homeostasis
Cellular component (GO): endoplasmic reticulum membrane
Source: RefSeq, a predicted model, not a curated record